Colletotrichum lupini is the source of this 534-nucleotide messenger RNA. Its product is annotated as dihydrodipicolinate synthase. The transcript is spliced from 4 exons. The record is from RefSeq and is a predicted model, not a curated record. Gene Ontology annotation, molecular function: N-acetylneuraminate lyase activity. Gene Ontology annotation, cellular component: cytosol. Gene Ontology annotation, biological process: N-acetylneuraminate catabolic process. The coding region runs from base 1 to 534 and encodes 177 amino acids. Lineage: Eukaryota; Fungi; Ascomycota; Sordariomycetes; Glomerellales; Glomerellaceae.
AUGGCCUGGUCCCCGGCGGAAGUACUAGAGAGUUCGCUGCGCUCACGCACCGGUGACUUAACGAGCAAGGGCGCUGGCGAGUUGGCUGUUCACGCCGCGCAGGCUGGCGCGGCUGCUGUCAUAGUUAUCCCGCCCUAUUACGAAGCUCACAACCUCGAGGAGACACGCAAGUUCCUCCAAGACAUCCAUAACGCAAGUGGACUACCUAUUAUCUACUACAAUAUCCCGAGCAUCAGCGGUUUGACUUUAUCAGCCCAGAAUAUUGCAUCACUUUCGGACGUCGCUGCGAGCACAAAGGGUUCCAUCUGGGGUGCCGUCAAUAUCAUUCCCAAGCUUUCUGUUGAGCGUUGGAACGCUCUAGCCGUAGAGGACGAUUUGAAGAAGGGUCGGGAGGUCUGGGAAAAGAUUUUCCCAAUCUGCAUAGAGCUUCGGAUAUGGAAGACUGGAGGGGUCAGGAAGCCAUCUGCUCCUCUCAAGGAGGGUCCUCAGGCCGAAUUGGCUGCUUUGCUCGAAACCGCGAGAGUCAAGCUAUAA